This is a messenger RNA of Paecilomyces variotii, 2528 nucleotides long. Its product is annotated as sphingoid base-phosphate phosphatase. The coding region runs from base 472 to 2124 and encodes 550 amino acids. The transcript is spliced from 5 exons. Gene Ontology annotation, molecular function: sphingosine-1-phosphate phosphatase activity. The record is from RefSeq and is a predicted model, not a curated record. Gene Ontology annotation, cellular component: endoplasmic reticulum membrane. NCBI's taxonomy places the organism in Eukaryota, Fungi, Ascomycota, Eurotiomycetes, Eurotiales, Thermoascaceae.
GUACCGGGGACGGCGACUCAAGUAACUUACUCAAUCUAUCCAAUUCCUCGUCAUGGUUUUGAUGUAAGAAAUAAUGAAGGUGCUCCAGUGUUUUCGUUUUUGCGCGGAGGAAACACCGUAACCAACUAGGUACUUAGGUACCAAGCUAAUCCAAGACCAGUUAAGUAAGCAUCGUGCCGCGGCCGCGGCUUACCGGUAUUCGACCGCCCGUAAGAUUCGAGGAGAUCAGCAUGCGGAGACCAUAACUAUCUCAGCCACAAAUCUGCGUCGCACGGAUAUCGAAACCUCCUGACAACCUUUUGGGCCGACGUCCUGUCCCCCUCUAACUGAUCAUAACCUGUAUUGGUGGAGCUGAAUUGCAAUUGAAUGCGCUGAAUUCGUCGGCUGUUUUUUCGGACACUGCCCUAGCUCUGCUCUUAUGGAGAACAGAGGAAGGUACAUCCUAGCCACAAACAGCACGACUGCUUAAGGAUGGCUAAGGAGGGGAAUGGACGGCCAGAUGCUGGCCUGAGAAGUUUAAACCACUAUCAGCAUCGAUUGCCAAAAUGGCGGUACUGGACUCGUCAGAAACUCCUCCCUCUAGUUCGAUACGAGACGCCGUAUCUAGCAUGGUUCCAGGAAAAGAUGCGAACACCAUCUCUGGACACGUGGUUCGCUAUCACGGCAAAUCUGGGAACGCAUACUUUCUUCAUGAUCUUCUUGCCGAUUCUCUUCUGGUGUGGAUAUACUAGUCUGGGUCGCGGGAUGGUGCAUAUACUGGCCUCUGGUGUCUUCUUCAGCGGGUUCAUCAAGGACCUAUUCUGCCUCCCCCGACCUCUCUCGCCUCCCUUGACGCGAAUCACCAUGUCCGGUUCCGCAGCUCUCGAAUAUGGCUUCCCGUCUACCCACUCGACAAAUGCGGUCUCGGUUGCUGUCUAUGCAAUGUACCUCCUGAGAUCGCCGGAAACUGUUAUGUCCCCGUUGCUCAACACCGUUCUUCAAGGCACGCUAUACCUCUACGUCUUCUCCAUUGUUAUCGGCCGCUUAUACUGUGGAAUGCAUGGAUUCUUUGAUGUUGUUAUCGGCUGCGCCCUUGGCGCCUUUAUCGCCUUAGUGCAGUGCAGAUAUGGGGAAGAUUUUGACGCAAUGGUUGUGUCGGGGUCAUUGAAGCAAUUGCUUCUCAUCAUUUUCAUUAUCCUGGUUUUUGUCCGAAUUCAUCCAGAACCGGCGGAUGAUUGUCCAUGUUUCGAUGAUAGCGUUGCUUUCGCGGGGGUUGCUGCUGGUUGUGAGGUUGCCUAUUGGCACUACGCGCAGACGAGCUAUUCAUGGUCAGAGCCUAUACCGGGUACUGUUCCUUAUCAGCUUGAAAGGAUGGGCUUAUUCAAGACCAUAGUCCGUCUCACUCUUGGUGUGCUUGCUAUCUUCGCCUGGCGGGGGAUCAUGAAGCCGUCUCUUCUGCGAAUUCUGCCACCGAUCUUCCGAGGAUUGGAAAAACUGGGUCUGAUUCUUCCCAGAAGAUUUUUCACGAGAGCAUCGGAAUAUAAGAAGGUCCCCGGCCACUUGAAGGAUGACGAUGUGCUUCCCAGGAUUUCAGACAUCCCAACAAUACUCACUUCUAUUCGACACCCUAGACGCAGGGCCGUGUCUGUUGGCCCUCAAUCCGAGGCUGAUGCAUACGAGACAUUAGCGUACCGGGAGAAGCGUCGCCGGGAGAGCGUGUCUUCUGGCCAGCCCGGGACCCCCAGUGUUAGCAGGGGAUCACCGAUGACUCCAUUGUCUGAUGGCGAUCAGAAACCAGGCUUGGCCUCAGUAGGUGAGGGAUCUGGCCUUACUCAACGGAAACAAACCAAGCUGGAGGAAUACGAGAACAUGAUGGGCACGGGAACCCCACGCUACAGCCCCGAAGUCGUUGCCACUGGCGAGCGGAGUUCUGUCGUUGCAACCACCCCGUCUAACCCUGCUGAGUAUGGUCCAGAGGGUCCUAAUGAGGAGGAAAUGUUCUCACGGCUAUUGAAACCUCGGGUACGGUAUGACGUGGAGGUGGUCACUAAGCUUAUUGUAUACUCCGGAAUUGCAUGGCUGGUGUUGGAAGGCUGUCCUAUCCUGUUUGAAAUUAUAGGACUUGGAGGAAGGGACUUGCAGUGAAGUGAUGACGAUGCAGCUGGUCUAUGGCCUCAGCAGGCUGGGUCAGAGAUCUCGAGCCCAUGACCUUGGGGAUGCGGCACGGACUGUUCAUUUUCUUGUAUUAUAUUAUCAUGGAAUCGGUAUCUGACUUUCAUGAGAUUAGAUCUUCCUUCCUGUUUUUGGGAUGUGGUCUAAGUGUAUGACGUCUUCUAGAAUGAUUACUUUUGUCUGUAUCUCGAUUUUGUACUUCUCAUGUUUCUAAUGCGCCCGGAGCAUGUCCUGGGAUUGAAAUUUCCGAUGAAUUCGCAUUUUCCCCUCGAUUCACCCAAAAUCAAGUUUCACGGUAUCAAGAAGGGAAUUCCCGUAACCUGGGGAUUUCCUGCAAAUGGAACUCCCUCCGUGCUCUACUUGUAGCAUACUAGCCU